Messenger RNA from Fonticula alba, 1182 nucleotides. Its product is annotated as 20S proteasome subunit alpha 4. The record is from RefSeq and is a predicted model, not a curated record. The transcript has 5 exons. Gene Ontology annotation, cellular component: nucleus; proteasome core complex, alpha-subunit complex; proteasome core complex. Bases 110 to 874 code for a protein of 254 amino acids. Gene Ontology annotation, biological process: ubiquitin-dependent protein catabolic process. NCBI's taxonomy places the organism in Eukaryota, Rotosphaerida, Fonticulaceae.
UGUCUCCCCUCCCCUCGCCUCUUUCCCUCUCCUCCCCCCCUUCCCUUUCGCCCCCCCCCCACGCCUCACGCCCCGGCCCCCCUUCCAGCCUCGCCGCACACGCAUCACCAUGUCCGGCUACGAUCGCGCCCUGACCGUCUUCUCGCCUGACGGGCACCUGUUCCAGGUGGACUACGCCCAGGAGGCCGUCCGCCGCGGUGUUGCCGCCGUGGCCGUCCGCGGGACGGACUGCGUUGUCCUGGCCUCCGAGCGUAAGGCCGUCCCUCGCCUGCAGGACCCGCGCACCGUUCGCAAGAUCCUCCGUCUGGAUGAGCACAUUGUCAUGGUUUUCGCUGGUCUCGCCGCUGAUGCGCGUGUCCUGGCCGACAUGGCCCGCGUCGAGUGCCAGAGCCACCGCCUCCAGGUGGAGGACCGUGUGUCCGUGGAGUACAUUUCUCGCCACAUUGCUGGCAUCCAGCAGCGCUACACCCAGCGCGGUGGCGCGCGGCCCUUCGGCCUGUCGGCCCUGAUUGUCGGCUUCGACCGCCCGGACGGCCCGCCCCGCCUCUACCAGACCGAGCCCUCCGGUAUCUACCACUCUUGGAAGGCCAACGCCAUCGGCCGCAACGCCAACACCGUGGUCGAGUUCCUGGAGAAGCGCUACCAGGAUACGAUGGACCGCCACGCGGCCACCGUGCUCGCCGUGCGCGCUCUCAUGGAGGUUGUCCAGUCCGGGCCCCGUAACAUUGAGGUGGCCGUCAUCACCGGCAAGGAUGGCGUCGAUAUGCUCUCUUCUGCCGACAUCGACGCCAUCGUCACCAUCAUCGAGGAGGAGAACGAGUCGGCCUCCUCCUCGGGCUCGGCCUCGACCGACGCCGCCGCCGUCAUGGUCUGAAGGUGUAGGGGCGCCUGAAUGCGCGCGCCUGGUGUGCUGCCCUUCUUCUCCCGACCCCCCCCCCACCACCCUUCGUCUCUUCUUCGCACAUGAUGUCCCUUCAGUGGCGCUGCUCUCCUUCCUCCUCUCUCUUCAUAUCUCUCCUUCUUGAGGGGGAGAGUGGGGGAGGGGAAGAGAGAAGAUACGUCCGCCGGCCGAUGCCUCGAUUGUGUAUCUUCUCCCGAUCAAACAACCCCAAUGUACUUUAUUCCCCAGCAUGUUUGCCCCUCUUCUUCCGGUGGCUUUCUCCACGUUCACGCCUCCGCGCC